AUGGCCUCAUCCAAAAAAUUCAAGUGGCAAAAGAUUUUGUACAAGAGACAACCAUUCCCUGACAACUACUCCGGAGGAGAUGAGCAGUUUUUAAGCGAGUUGAAAAAGAAUUUGUCUGCCGUCAAGUAUACCUAUUGGGAAGCUGUAUUUGGAGUGGCUCGAUUAGUAUUCCAUUUGAACUUGAUUGUUCUGCUGUACAUCAUGUUUGAAUAUGUGUUCGCUAAUGUGCUUACGGCGGAUGUCCUUGCUGCUGCAUUAAUUUCGAUGAGUGUUGUACUCUACGUCGUAUAUGCUUUCGUGAUGACAAAUGCUAGUGUAGAUUUCUUGGACCAUCUAUAUACCGUAGUGGUUUUAUUGAUUUUUGGAUAUGCGACUACACCAGCUAUAAGGUAAGA
This is a messenger RNA of Cylicostephanus goldi, 395 nucleotides long. NCBI's taxonomy places the organism in Eukaryota, Metazoa, Nematoda, Chromadorea, Rhabditida, Strongylidae. The record is from the annotation of a GenBank genome assembly.